Molecule: messenger RNA, 1536 nt
Organism: Rhodamnia argentea
Lineage: Eukaryota; Viridiplantae; Streptophyta; Magnoliopsida; Myrtales; Myrtaceae
Product: MLO protein homolog 1-like
Exons: 14
Coding region: 1-1536 (511 amino acids)
Biological process (GO): defense response
Cellular component (GO): membrane
Source: RefSeq, a predicted model, not a curated record
AUGGCAGGUGCUGCAGGAGGCCAGUCAUUGCAAGAGGCCCCGACGUGGGCGGCUGCCGUGGUGUGCGCCGUCUUCAUCAUCAUAUCGGUCUUCAUGGAACAGUGCAUUCAUUUUCUGGCCAAGUGGUUCCAAAAGAGCCAGAAGAAGGCCAUGGCGGAAGCCUUAGAGAAAAUUAAAGCCGAGCUCAUGCUGCUAGGCUUCAUGUCUCUGCUACUCACCGUGAGUAUAGGUGUCAUCUCAAAGGUAUGCAUCCCCGCUAGUUACGGCGAAACCAUGCUUCCGUGCAAGUUCGAUCACGAGAACAAGGACGACGGUGGCCAUCCUAACAAAGAAGACGAUGAUCACGACAAGAGGAAGCUUCUGUCCCUCGCCACGGACAUGAUGUGGCGCCGAUCUUUGGCAGCUUCCGCCUCGGACGAUUACUGCUCCAAGCACGGGAAGAUACCGUUGAUCUCUCAGUCAGGGCUGCAUCAGCUGCACAUCUUCAUCUUUGUCCUGGCCGUGUUUCACGUCCUCUACAGUGUCGUCACAAUGGCAUUAGCAAGGGCCAAAAUGAAGAAGUGGAAGGCCUGGGAAGCAGAAAGCUCAUCUCUGGAAUACACAUAUACUCAUGUAAGGUUCCGAUUUACUCAUCAGACUUCUUUUGUGAGGCGUCACUUUGGCUUCUCCAAAGUUCCCGGAAUUAUAUGGAUCGUCGCUUUCUUUAGGCAAUUUUUUGGAUCAGUAUCGAAGGUCGACUACUUGACAAUGCGCCAUGGCUUCAUCAAUGCCCAUUUGGCUCCUAACAGCAAAUUCAAUUUUCACAAGUACAUCAAGAAGUCCAUGGAAGACGAUUUCAAGGCCGUCGUGGGAAUCAGUUUCCCAAUGUGGAUCUUUGCUGUGCUGUUCCUGCUGCUUAACGUAUACAAAUCGUACGCGCUCACCGGGCUAGCUUUGGCUCCACUGCUCAUAAUCCUUUCGGUGGGCACCAAACUUCAAGUGGUUAUCAUGAAAAUGGCUCAAGAUAUCCAGGAAAGGACCAGCGUUGUCAGAGGAGCUCCAGUUGUUGAGCCAAACGACAAGUUCUUCUGGUUUAAUCGGCCUCAGUGGGUUCUUCACCUGAUCCAUUUCACUUUGUUCCAGAACGCAUUCCAGAUGGCAUUUUUCUUAUGGACUUGGUCGCAGUUCGGCUGGAGAUCGUGCUUCCAUGAGAACGUUGGAGCCAUUUUGAGCAGGGUUCUUCUUGGGUUGGCACUUCAGUUCCUGUGCAGCUACAUCACUUUCCCUCUCUAUGCCCUAGUCACCCAAAUGGGGUCGCACAUGAAGAAGUCAAUCUUCGAGGAGCAAAUGGCCAAGGCCCUAACGAAUUGGCACAAGGAGACCAAAGAGAGGAACAGGCAGCUCAAGAAGGCUGGGCCGGGAGGAGAUACCUCGUCCCCAUCAUCGCAAUCUUCGCCGCCAGCGGCCAUGGGCCACGCUGCACCGCCAUCAUCGCCCUCUGUCUACAAGCCCCAAGCCAGUAAUGGCGAAGCCCCUCCCCGUCUCGCUGUCGUCUGA